UUUAUUUUGCUUCUGGUUGGUCUUAACGAAAGUGUUGAAUUCUUUUAACGAAACGUGUUGAAGUUUGAUUUUUAACGAAGAAUGAGAAGAAAACAAAUUAAGAAUGGAAUGGCGUUACUGAGGGUGGAAGCAAUAAAUCAUUGUUAAAAAUAUAACCGAUUUUUACCAAGUUUACAUAAAAUCGCGAAAAAAGGGAACCAAAAUUCGAAUGGUAAUUUGUUUCGGGAACGAAAUUGAUAGGAAUUAAAACGCGGGGUGAUAAUUGAAAGUGCCAGCAAGGUAGCGGCAGUUUUGUAUAUGUGUGCGUGGAUAUUUGCAUUUGGGAAAGCGAGGAUUUUUGGUCGUCGACGACAACGGCCAACGCACAAAGCAGCAACAACUAAAAUAUUUAAUCCAUUUCUAUGCACACCAAAUUCAUCACAAAUAAAAACAAUUCAUAUGUAAGACUCUCAAUAUGAAAAAUUGUGGCACGCGAUCGUCGUAAAUUCAAUAGGAAUAUUAAAUAAUUAAUGUAUUGUCAGAUCAUCAUAUGUUUUUCAUUACCUGGAUGAAAUAGCGUGUAUUUUUAUACUGAUCAAGAAGAAUGUGAUUAUUGUUUACUGGUGUAUUUAACUGGAGGUUUUAAAAAUAAAUAAUUAAAAUAAAACUAUACAAUAGAUGGUAAUAGUUGCCGCUUUAACCAAUGCAAAAGGAAGGCAGGCAAGCAGAAAAAUAUGAGCCAUAUUAAGAGGCUGCGUUGUGAAAGAGUAUAAAAGAAGAAGCAGCAGUAGCUCUUGAAGGCAAAUGUGAAGAGGGUCAUCGUUGGAAGGAGUGUAAAAAGAAAAGGGUGAAUAAAAUUAGAAGGAAAAAGUGAAGAAUAAAAGACUUAGAUGAAGAAGUAGCUACAGCGGUGUAUAGCAAUUUGUUUUGAGUAGUACAAGUGAUAGUUACGUCCUGGAGCAAAAAUAUUACUCAAUUUAAUUUUUUGAAUGUUUAAAAUAUGCGUUUCCAUGUAAGGAAUUAAAAAGGUAGUGUCGAAUUAGCGGUAGCUAUUUUCUGUCGCCUGAUCGACAGAAGAAUAUACGUGACAGUGGACUUCUCAAGAACUGGACCGGAUUUUUAAUCUGGUCUUAUUUAUAUUUGUAUGGUUUAGAAAUUCAUAAUGAUCAUCAUAAAAAAACGAAGUGGAUUUGGUGUAAAGUUCUUGUGGCAUCCGAAAUCUACAUCUGAGGUUUAUUGAAACUAUACUUUGGAUAGAAUCAAUAGUUAAUCUGGAGGACAGUCAGUAGUAUCUGACCAAAAUUUUAAACGUGCCAUUUCAAAUGUUGUAUAAAAAUAGUAGGCAUAAAUCACAUAAAAUUGAGUUGAAAUAAUAGUACAUCCAAUAUCGGCACCAUCGGCUUGCUACUCAUAAAGUGAGAAAGGGCACGUCCUAUUUUAAUAUUUUUUUACGACGGUGAGAUAAAAAGCCGCCAACAUUAGGAAGAAAAAUACCACGAAUAUGACCCAUCAUCUCGGUAUGGCUCCAUAUCGUUUGACGGGUCCAGCUGGUGGGUUGUGCCCACCUGAUUUUAAACCACCACCUCCAACCGAUAUUAUCUCGGCGCCGAGUAAUCCAAAAAAACGACGGAAAACAUCUAACGCUAAUUCUGUGGCUGCAGCUGCGGCGGCGGCUGCUGCUGCUUCGGCUGCUGCUAAUUCCAUGACACCACAAGCACCACCUACACCUGCAGAUUUACUGCCGCCUCCACCCAUGGGGGGCUUUGGCGAUACAAUUGUUGCUUCAAAUCCAUUCGACGAUACACCCCCUAGUAUGACAAGUAAUAGCAUGAGCAACUUAAAUCACAUGGUGGGACCGGGACAUUUUGGUCCAGGCGGCAUGGGUGGUCCACAUAUGGGUAUGGGCGGUCCCCAUGGUCCACCACCUCACAUGCAUCCCCAUAUGCAUCCUCAUCAUCCUGGUGGCCCACCUCAUCCUCAUCAUAUGGGGGGGCCGCCAAUGCGAGGAAUGAACCCAAUGGGUAUGGGAAACCCAAUGGGAGGACCCGGACAUCCAAUGGGGCCCGGUGUCGGGCUGCCACCGCAUAUGAAUCACGGACGAGCAGGUGGACCCAUGGGCAGCCCUAUGGGUGCAAUGACUGCGAUGGGUGGCAUGAGUCCCAUGGGAGGAUUAGGUGGACCUAGUAUAUCGCCGCAUCACAUGGGAAUGGGAGGCUUGUCUCCAAUGGGUGGCCCUGGUCCGGGCCCCGGACCAGGUCCCAACGGGCCGCGUGCUAUGGGAUCGCCGAUGGGAAAUGCGGCAGUAGGGGCAGGAGGCGGUCCAUCAGGAAUGGCGCACGGUCCUGGACAGGGUUCGCCGAUGAAUUCGUUAUCAAUGGGCUCUCCUAUGAAUAGCGCAAUGGGGAGCCCAAUUGGUCCACAUCCAACACAUCAUCAGCAGCAAUCUCAGUCUCAACAACCGCCGCAUAUGAAUAACGGACAGAUGGGCCCACCAACAAUGCAUAGUCCACUAGGUAAUGGUCCAGCGAAUCAUAGUCAUUUACCUGGAGGACCAGGGCCUGGGGCUGGGGUAACAUUACCUCCUCAGCAACUUGGCGGUAAUAUGAUUUCAUCGAUGAGUGGACAAUGCGGUAAUAUUGGUCCAGGCAGUAAUUCCCCAGCUAGUAGUGGGCCUACAAAUAUAUCAAAUAAUAGCAAUAACAUCAGUAACAACAAUCCGAACAAUAACGCUAAAAACAAUCAGAACCAUCAUAUUUCACCAGUGGGACGCAUGGGUGCGACAUCCCUUAGCAACGGGCCUUCCACAUCCUCCUCAGCAACGACAGCGACGUCUUCAGCAUCCGCCAUUUCCGUACCAACAUCUUCGCCUGCACCUGGUGUAAAUCCGGCCAUGUCACCGCUGCACACGUUAAGCGGGAAUUCCAGUGGUGGUCCCGGACGUAGCCCAAGUAUGAUAAACAACUCGAUAUCAAGUACUGGCCCAGGGCCAAGCCCGUUACAGUCACCUUCGUUGAGUGCUGGUGGAAGUGGGAAUAUAGGUGCUAGUCCAAUGGGCUGUGGAUUAGGCGUAAGUGCGUCUGGUUUAAACAUGGGUCCCGGCAGCGGCAGUGGUAGCAAUAAUAAUAGCCACGGCAACAACUCAAAUAAUGGGCCAAUAAACACGAGUGGUAGUGUGCCAAUGGGAGGUCCAAUCCAACAACAACUGAAUGCGAAUGUUCCUAUGCAGCAACAGCAGCAACAACAGUCUAUGUCUCAUGGCGGCAACAGUAAUGUUGGCCCAGGCAAUCAGAUGCAAAUGAACAGUAACAGCGGUGCGGGUAAUAUGGGACUAAUGUCUGGGCAAGCACCCGGUAAUCAAGGAAAUGGUUCCGGCCAUGGUCCAUCAGGUAUGUGCGGAAGUGGAGGACCUAAUCAAAUGCUACCACCCCAACAACCACAUCUUGGACCAACGCAACAGCAGUUAAUGAAUCAUCCACAUCAUCCACAUCCGGCUGGUCCCAUGCCGCCACAUCUUAUAGGCGGCGGACCUAAUACUCAUAUUCAUGGACCCGGAAGCAUGAUGCCUCCUCAUAUGGGAGGUCCAAAUCAUUCACACCCACCGCAUCACAUGAUGGCCGGUUCUCACUUAGGACACAUGGGAGGCGUACCAGGACCCGGUGGAGGUAGUGGGCCUGGAGGUGGUCCUGGCAUCAUGAAUGGCCCUCCACACCCACAUGGACAUCAUCCACAUGCGCAUCCACAUGGGCCCCCCCAUUCGAUGGGUAGUGCUAAUCCCAAUAUGUUCGGGCCAGGUGGUCCAAUGGGUCCAGGUGCCUCGAUGAGUGGUCCUAUUGGGCCUGGCGGAGCAAUGAGUGGAUCCAUGGCUGGUACAAUGGGUUCGAUGAGUGGGCCAGGUGCAUCAAUGAGCGGUCUUGGCGGAAGUAUGGGCGGACCUAAGCCAAUGUCAAUGGGCACCGGAAAAAUGUAUCCUCCUGGUCAGCCGAUGGUUUUUAAUCCUCAAAAUCCGAAUGCACCACCGAUAUACCCUUGUGGUAUGUGCCACAAAGAAGUCAACGACAACGAUGAGGCAGUAUUUUGUGAAUCAGGAUGUAAUUUCUUUUUUCAUAGGACGUGUGUGGGUCUGACAGAGGCGGCAUUCCAAAUGCUGAAAGAUGAAGUGUAUGCUGAAUGGUGCUGUGACAAGUGUCUGUCUUCUAAGCCAAUACCAAUGGUAAAAUUCAAAUGUUGAGAUAACUUAUAAAAGGCGCAAUAGCGUUUGGCUGGAAACUUACUUGACACAAAUAAUGUGGAAGCAAACUAGUGGACGUGGUCUCACAUUAUAUUUGUUUCGUCAUAAAAAAUGGUUGUUAAUGGUUCCGAGAAACAUUGAAAACAGGAGCAAAAAGACAAAAUAUUCAAAUCAUCAAUACACUUAUAUUAAUAUUCAAAGUAAGUUCCGAUGCUGACAGUGAAUGUGAGCAAAGUAUAUGCAACACCCUGUACAUAUUAUAAGGCCCUUAAAGUAACACGAAUUCACGCUCACCUGCAACCACUUUAAUGCAUACAACUUUGUGUAAAUUAAAAUAAAUAAAUAAAAAACUAAAUAGAAUUAAGAUCAUACCGUUAAAUAAUGUAUGAAGUAGAGCAAUAUUAAUUUGAGGAAGAAUUAUUAAGAAAAAUUAAGGCAAAUACAGCUAAAUGAAAGUCACAUACAUGAGAGCGCAAAACUUCUACGAAGAAAUUAGUGUAAAUAGGUGCAAAGUAAAUUAAAACCGCAUUCUGAAAUGUGAUGAUUUCUCUGUGAAACUUUUUGCCGAUUUUUAUAUUUUAAUAGCGUUACGCGGAAAUCAAAAAUGCAAUUUUACGACGAGUCGGUCCAAUUUUUUUUUUGUAAUACUAAAUCUAACCGAAUAAUCUCUUAAGGAUAUGCAUUUUAUAUUUUCUAAAAUAAAGUGCUACGUUUGAAUUAAUAUUCAAUUACAAUAAUAACAUUGUAUGUUAUGGAUACAUAAUUGGGUUAAAACCUGACUUUGAACUCUCAGACUUAUAGUUGACAUUUGCAUCAUAUACUUCAACUAAAUUUGCUUUAAUUAUAAUGUAUUUAUUUUAUUGAGAGACCUUUUGAGCUUACAAAACUGUCUGAUGUAAGUUUAAAUUUCAAAUGUAAGCUGCUUCUAAAUACAUAUUGCAUCUCAUUUCAUUCGGAAA
Molecule: messenger RNA, 5166 nt
Organism: Ceratitis capitata (Mediterranean fruit fly)
Lineage: Eukaryota; Metazoa; Arthropoda; Insecta; Diptera; Tephritidae
Gene: pygo
Product: protein pygopus
Exons: 3
Coding region: 1481-4207 (908 amino acids)
Source: RefSeq, a predicted model, not a curated record